Molecule: messenger RNA, 827 nt
Organism: Trichomonas vaginalis G3
Lineage: Eukaryota; Parabasalia; Trichomonadida; Trichomonadidae
Product: organellar and viral DNA polymerase type B
Exons: 1
Biological process (GO): DNA replication
Molecular function (GO): nucleotide binding; DNA-directed DNA polymerase activity; DNA binding
Source: RefSeq, a predicted model, not a curated record
AUGAAGAACAUAGAUUCCAUCAAAGGUUGCAGAAUAGAUGAAAACCACUUCGACUUAGAAAAAUAUAGCACGUUUUACUGCAAACAAGAUGUAAGAAUUUUAAGAGAAGGUUUUGUAAAGUUCCGCAAUGACUUAUUGAAAGAGUUUGAUUUAAACGUUUAUGACUACGUUAGUAUUUGUUCUAUUGCUAACAAAUUGUUUGAGAACAGAGUAUACUUCCCGAAUGGAAAUCUUUAUGACCUCUCAAAUAAACCAAGAGAGUUUAUUUCACGCUGUAUUCAAGGUGGAAGAUGUAUGUUGUCAGAUAACAUGAAACAAAAGAGCAAAAAGAAACUCAUUGCUGACUUCGACACUGUUUCAUUAUAUCCUUCAGCUAUAGCAAGAUUGUAUACUUUAGAAGGAAUUCCAAAAGUAUUGAAGGAUGAGAUGCUAAGCACAGAGUAUCUCAUGAGACAUUUAUUCGAUGAUGACCAAAAGGAACCCAUUGGUGAAAAGUUUAUGUCUGGCUUCUUUGUUCUCAUUAAGAUAACAGAGAUUGGUAUACCCAGACACUUUCAUUUAAUAGUUUGCGACCCUGAACUAAAUCCAGAACUUAACGUUCCAAGAAGUUCAAACACUUGCUGUCUCAUGUAUGUUGACCAUAUAACAUUACAAGACCUCAUAAAAUAUCAAGGUGUCAAAUGUGAAGUGUUGCAAGGAUACUAUUACGAUGGAAACAGAGAUAUGAGAAUAAGAGAUGAAGUAAAGAAGUUGUUUGAGUUAAGGUUAAAGUAUAAGAAAGAAGGAAACCCCUUACAAGAAAUUAUAAAACUCAUUCUGAACAGCAU